Hevea brasiliensis (rubber tree) is the source of this 4291-nucleotide messenger RNA. RefSeq names its product protein LONGIFOLIA 1. NCBI's taxonomy places the organism in Eukaryota, Viridiplantae, Streptophyta, Magnoliopsida, Malpighiales, Euphorbiaceae. The record is from RefSeq and is a predicted model, not a curated record. The coding region runs from base 906 to 4073 and encodes 1055 amino acids. Gene Ontology annotation, biological process: regulation of monopolar cell growth. The transcript has 5 exons.
UUUUGGGUUUAUAAAAUAUAAAGCCCCCCCCCACCCUUCUCUCUCUCUCUCUCUCACUCUCUCUCUCUCAUACACCAGAUUUGACCCACCCAUUCCACAUCCCCUCAUACGUGAAUACAGAUAUUAAAAAAGCUUGGCACUUGGGCACCAUUUUCUCAUUCUCUUCAAAACAGAUUUUCGCAUAGGCUUUUGGUAAAAUACAGACCUCUUCAUAUACUCUCUAGCCUCUUUUAGCUGCCUUUUAAUUUAAUAGAGAGAGCCAAAAGACAAAGCAUUCUUUUGUUAUGUGAGGAAACCCAAAAAACAUCUCUUCUCGGGUCUGCAGAACUUCCCCGCAGCAUUUUCAUUUCACAGUCCUUAGAAAGUGGGGCUGGUGGCAAACUGUUAGGCUGUUGGGUCCCUUCCCAUUUUCUUUCCCAUUUUUUUUAUCUUCUUGGCUUUGGUAGAAGAUAUUGUUUUUUGCCUUGUUAUGUGAAGCCCGAUAAACAAUUAUCUGCAAGUAAUGAUGAGAGGUUCUUUGUUUCUUUCAUUUUAUCUUUAAAUCUCCUCCUUCGUUCUCUUCCGCUACUCAAAGAAAUUCCCUGAUACCCAAAAGGAGAAACAACUCCAAAAUAAUUAUAAUCUCCACUCCUUGCUUCUGAGAGAAACCUAUUGCUAUCAUCCAUGUUCUCUCUAAGUUGUUAUUAGCCAGCGAAGAGAAUACAUUUAGUGGAGCAACCACCUUCAAUAUUCAUUGCAGAAUUUCUGUUGCAUCUUGCAAGAAUCUAAGGAGCUAAUCUUUAGUGUCUUCCGCAUUUUCGAAGGUUACUCAACGUUGAAACUUCUGAGAGUUAGAAUUUCAUGCUAUAGAAGUUUCUUUUUACAAGAGUGUCAUUUUUUUUUUUGGUUCUCUCCAUUGAAGAGAGAUGUCUGCAAAAUUCAUCCAUACUUUAUCAGAUGAAAACCCAGAUCUGCAGAAACAGAUUGGAUGUAUGAAUGGAAUUUUUCAACUCUUUGACCGUCACCAUUUCCUCGGUGGUGGCCGCCGUAUCACUGGCCAAAACCACAAGAGACUUCCAGCAGGUCAAAAUGGCAACCAUAGUAUAGAGCCCAAGAGUACAUCUCAGAAGACCACAGAAAAGAAGCACAAGGCCAUCAAAGAGAAACAGAGAGUCUCCACAGAGUCAUCCAGAACCUCGUUUUCAUCCUCCUCCUGUUCAUCUAGUCUCUCAUCAUUAGAAUGCAACAGAGCAUCUCACCUGGAACCAUGUUCAUUCAAUCAAACCAUUGGUCCUGAAACUCGUGUUCGAGAUUUACCUUCACCCAUUUACCAACCAAACGCUUCUUUCCAGUCAAGCCAGCAAUCUCUUGAUCUCAGAGAUGUUGUCAAAGACUCCAUCUACAGAGAAGCCCGUGGCUUAUCAGUCAAAACUGUAAGCAAAGGGGAAUCUGGGGGCCAAACAUUGAAGUACUUUGAUUCCCCAAGACCUCUGCAGCAGCCAAAAUCUGUAAACCCCAAAGUUUCAGGUCUAAAGGGAUCAUUUCAAGUUCUUCACAAGCUUCAGGAAGAACCUCGCAAAUCCAGUGAAGAGAAGCUUGUGUCAUCAACUUCUCGACUGAAGGAUGCUCGACGGUUCUCUUAUGACGGAAGGGAAUCAAGAGACGCAUACAAAUCCGCAAUAAAGCUUAGGGAGUUGCCAAGGCUAUCAUUGGACAGCAGAACAGGAUCCAUGAGGGGUUCCACCACUGAAAUGAAAUCAAGUGAUCCUAUAGGAGAUUUAGAGAGGGGGAAUAGGAACUUCAGCAAUUUCUUAAACCAACAAGAACCUGAAAGCCAUACACGACUGUCUAACGUUGUGGCCAAGUUGAUGGGAUUGGAAGCUCUCCCAGGUUCCAUGUCAGCCAAUGGGAAUCAGACAAGACACAUCAAAACACACCCAGAUGUUGAAAAGAAUCCCUCCCUCGGAGCAUCAAGAUCCACCGAUGAGAACAAGCAAAAUCGAGUUCCUGGCUCCCCAAGAAACCUUCAGAAGGAACCUAUCUCACCUCGGCUGAGAAAUGUUGAUUCAGUUAAGAAGCCUAUCCCAAAUUCAAAGUUUCCAAUAGAAACAGCACCGUGGAGGCAGCCAGAUGGAAGCAGAGGUUCUGAAACACCAACUUUGAAGAGUCGGAUAACUCCACCAAAAGCCCCAAACACCUCUCUCUCUGUUUAUGGUGAAAUAGAGAAAAAGUUGGCACAACUGGAGUUUAAAAGGUCUGGAACUGAUCUCAGAGCUCUUAAACAAAUACUCGAAGCAAUGCAGAAGACAACAGAGAUAAUAGAGACCAGAAAUGAAGAUACAAAGUUAGGAACUCAGGCACGCACUAACAGCAAUGUCCAUCAGAAUUCAAAAUUACCAAGUCUGUACAACCUCCAGAGUAAUAGCCCCAUUUCCAACCUUACCAGGGAGACUGGUUCACCAAAGAGUUUUAAAUCUCCAAUAGUGAUUAUGAAACCUGCUAAACUCAUCAAGGCCAGUAAUCCUGCUUCCCCAGUAAGCCCAACUCAAAGUUUUUCAGUUCUGCAUGGACUCCAGACUGCUGACUCUGAAGAUAGCAGAAAGGAAUUAAUUGACAAGCAAACUGCUAAAGAUCUAACUCCCAGGGCCAACCGUCUUAGGGACCGAUCCAAUCUACCAUCUCGUCCAGUGGAUAAAAAUACUGCUGCCAGAUCGACAAAGCUGUCGCAAACUUCAAAAGGGCCUCAGUCCACUACUAGAGAGAACUCAAGUAAGAGCUCGGGAAACUUGAACCUGAGACAGCCACAUAAAAAGACUGGUUUGGAGAAGCAACCUCGUCCCACAACACAAUCAACAGAUUCAAUCAGGAACCAGAGGCAGUCCAGUAGACAGCUUACAGAAGCAGCUUCCCCAGGCAGAAAACUGAGACCAAAAUCUGUAAAUCUGGAGCCAAGUUAUGACGAAUUGAGUGAUAGUGGUAGUUAUGUGAGGGAUUUAAGUCACCAAGGGGACACAAUUUCACUGCAAUCCGAGAGUACAAUUAGCUUAGCCUCACAAAUUGAUGAAGAAGUCUCAAGCAUUGAUAAAUCUAAUAAUAUCAAUAACAACUCUAUCCAGCAAGCUCACCAGAGACGAAAAAAAACAGUAGCAAGAUCAAUGAAAGAUCGAUCAAUUGCAGAACUAGUGGUAGCUUCCUCAGAACAACCAAGUCCAGUGUCUGUUCUUGAUGCAACAUUCUACAGUGAUGACUUGCCAUCUCCCAUUAAGAAGAAACCAAUUGCCUUCAAAGAAGAUGAGAUUGAGUGGAAUUCAGGGGACUUAAAUCACUCUUCCAGCAGCAGCACAAACUCCAGUCUCCACCUUCUUAUCAAUCAUCGGAAAUUGGAGACCGUCCAUCUCUUAAUUCAGAAUCUUACACAGAUGUUAUCUGCUCGGGAGGAACUCAUCAUUGAUGAAAUUACACCCCACUUCAGUAGCCAAAAUCCAGACCAUCAAUACAUUUCAGAAAUCCUAUUAGCAUCAGGUCUCCUUAGAGAUUUUGAAUCUGGUUUUACAGCCAUUCACCUCCGACAAACAGGCUACCCAGUCAACCCUAACUUAUUCCUUGCUCUGGAACAAGCUAAGGCAAAAACCACGCAUUCAAAUGAUGAAGAGAGCGGAACAAAGACUUUCCAGCCAGAACAUCAUAUCAAAAUCCAAAGAAAACUUGUAUUUGAUGUUGUGAAUGAAAUUCUAGCACACAAGUUACGUCUGGAAAGUUCUUCCAAGCAUUGGCACUCACCAAAUAUGCUGGCAGACAAAAGACCAAGAGGACAGCAGCUUUUGGGCGAAUUAUGCUUAGAGGUAGACAGACUGCAAGGGAAUGCCUCUAGCUGCAGCUUAGAUGAUGAGAAUGACAGUUUGAUAAACAUAUUACAGGCAGAUUUGAUGCAUCAAUCAACACAUUGGACGACUUGUAGAAGUGAAAUUCCAUGGCUAGUUCUGGGUGUUGAGCGCUUGAUCUUUAAAGAUCUAAUAAGUGAGGUUGUGACUGGUGAGCCAAUUGGUCUACGAGUGCCAUCUGCUGGGUGUCGCAGGCAACUGUUUUCCAAGUAGUACUUUCAUAGAACUGUUUUGACACAAUAAUUCGGUCUCUUCCUCACCGUAUUCUUCAAAUUUGGAGGACUAUUUUAGUUUUAUCAAUCAUAUAUUGGGUAAAAAUCAAAACAAGCUAUUGAGUAAAGAUUAGUUCUAGCAUGUAUGUGUUCAAGCAACUAUUUAACAAAAAUUCAAAUUCUUAUCAAUACAUGAUAAGUAUCCUUACUUUUCCAGUA